Ictalurus punctatus (channel catfish) is the source of this 1564-nucleotide messenger RNA. Its product is annotated as SDR family oxidoreductase. Lineage: Eukaryota; Metazoa; Chordata; Actinopteri; Siluriformes; Ictaluridae. Gene Ontology annotation, cellular component: cytoplasm. Gene Ontology annotation, molecular function: oxidoreductase activity, acting on the CH-OH group of donors, NAD or NADP as acceptor. The coding region runs from base 163 to 960 and encodes 265 amino acids. The transcript is spliced from 8 exons. The record is from RefSeq and is a predicted model, not a curated record.
UUCAGUGCGGAACAUGGGCUGGCCAAUCAGAUAAAAGGGGUGGUUCUAAGCUCCUCCCACUGUUCUCUGUCUCAAAGGAGUGUGAGUUUAUUCUGCGCUUUACUGUAGGAACAGAGAUUCAACCUGAGAGACAACAACACAGCAAACUGCACAGACUCGAGGAUGCUGAAGGGAAAAGUGGCUGUAGUGAGUGGCUCGGCUCAGGGUUUGGGAAAAUCCUUCACACACAUCCUGCUGGAGAACGGAGCUCAGGUGGCCAUGUUGGAUGUGAGUGAGGCGCUGGGUCAGGAGCUGCAGGUCCAGUUGAAUCAGCAGUAUGGAUCGGACCGGACACAGUUCUACAAAGCAGACGUGUCGUCAGAUCAGCAGUUUACAGAUGUGUUCCAGAAGAUUCUCAGUAAAUUCGGUCGCAUCGACAUUUUCUGUAACAACGCAGGAAUCGCUGAUGAGGAAAACUGGGAGAAAACCGUCUCCAUAAACCUGUCAGGAGUGGUGAGAGGAACGUAUUUGGCGCUGGAUCACAUGAAGAAGCAGAACGGUGGAAAUGGAGGCGUUAUUAUAAACGUAGCAUCGCUGGCAGGUCUUGGUCCGCUCCCAUCAGCUCCAAUUUACACAGCAACCAAGUAUGGUGUGGUGGGAUUCACCCGCGCUGUCUCUAUGGCGUCUCAGGUCUCAGGUUAUGGUGUGAGGAUUAACGCUCUGUGUCCGAGUUUCGUCAGAACGGCGCUGAUCGACUCGUUUAACCAAAAAGAAAAAACAGGACAAUUUCACAGUCUGGCUUCUCUCACACGGAGUCUGAUGGACAAAUCCCCCAUGAUAGAGGUGGAGCAGGUGGCAAAGGCGUUUCUAUUCUUGGUGAAGGAUGAGAGUAUGAACGGAGCGGCUGUUUUAGUGAGGAAUGAAGGUGCAGGGUAUGUCAAGUUCCCUACAGAUGUGGAGACCACGCCCAUCUCUCUGUAACCAUAGAAACCUGUUAGUCCUGGACCAAUCACAUUCAGUCUUAAUCCAAACCAAUUCUUUCUGAUUACAGAUUCUUUAUGAAGUGUUAUUACCCCUGUGUUUAGUACCCUUGUGUUUAAUACCCCGUGUUUAGUACCCCCGUGUUUAGUACCCCCGUGUUUAGUACCCCUGUGUUUAAUACCCCUGUGUUUAGUACCCCCGUGUUUACUACCCCCGUGUUUAGUACCCCUGUGUUUAAUACCCCCGUGUUUAGUACCCCUGUGUUUAGUACCCCCAUGUUUAGUACCCCCGUGUUUAUUACCCCUGUGUUUAUUACCCAUGUGUUUAGUAACCCAGUACACUGUGAGAAUAUUCAGAGAUGAAUGAAUAAACCUUUACACAGCGAGUACUCUCCUGUUUAACAGAUUAAUAAAAGGAAAUUUAUUUUGUUUAUUCUGUUCACACUGAGGUGUUUAUAAAAUCAUUUAUUCUGAUUCAGGUCUCAGGUGGAUUAUUAACAGAUUAUUAACACAUUAUCCUGCAUGUAAACAUCUCAUUUCUUUACAAAUAUGUCAGAAAGUGUAACAUAAAACAUCAAAUAAAGUACUGUCAUUUACACUCAAAA